AUGGCUCGAUAUAAGUCUGGUCAGUCAGUUCGAUACAAGCCGGUUGGCGGCCCUGACUCGCAAAACUCCGAAACUGUUGGUGUUAUCACUGACGUCUUGACGGAGCCUGGCAUUCAGGCCGAUCGAAAUGUCCGGGCCAGCCCUGAUUCUCCCCGAUACGAGAUUCAGAAUUCGAACACGGGCAAGGUCACUAUGGUCUACGAGGCAAACAUUCUCGGUCCAUCCUAG
Molecule: messenger RNA, 228 nt
Organism: Fusarium falciforme
Lineage: Eukaryota; Fungi; Ascomycota; Sordariomycetes; Hypocreales; Nectriaceae
Product: Hva1-TUDOR domain-containing protein
Exons: 3
Coding region: 1-228 (75 amino acids)
Source: RefSeq, a predicted model, not a curated record